UUAGUCUCCGAAAUUUUCAGCCUGUUUACAUUCCCGGCGAUAUUUUCCGCCGCCGGCGAUAUUUUACUUGUAUACGCACCAGAAACAGAGAAGAAACUCCGUAAUCUUCAGAUCAAAAGCCACCCUUCUGAUAAAGAUGUCGGAAAACACCGAAGUGGAAGCGAAGAGAGUGUUCAUAGGAGCAGGAUGCAACAGAGUCGUCAACAACGUCUCUUGGGGAGCUUCUGGUCUCGUUUCCUUCGGUGCUCAAAACGCCGUUGCUAUUUUCUGCCCUAAGACAGCCCAGAUUCUUACAACGCUUCCAGGUCACAAAGCUUCUGUCAAUUGCACUCAUUGGUUACCUAGUUCCAAGUUUGCUUUCAAAGCCAAGCAUUUGGACCGGCAUUAUCUGCUCUCAGGUGAUACAGAUGGUGUCAUCAUCCUUUGGGAGCUAUCAACUAACAGUAACAAUCAGUGGAGACAUGUACUACAACUCCCAAGGUCUCACAAGAAAGGUGUAACUUGCAUCACCGCGUUUAUGUGUUCUGAAACCGAUGCAAUGUUUGCUUCUGGUUCUUCAGAUGGAGUUGUGAAUGUCUGGGAUGUUUCUUUUCCAUCCCAGCCUAGUGAGGAGUGUAAAGUUUCGUGCUUGGACUCCAUCUCUGCUGACUCCAAAGCAAUUGUAACGCUUUCGUUAGCGGAGCUGCCUCAAAAUCCUGGAAGAUUCACCCUCGCCAUGGGUGGAUUAGACAACAAAAUCAAACUGUACUGUGGAGAAAGAACGGGGAAGUUCACUUCUGUCUGUGAGCUUAAAGGCCACACGGACUGGAUCCGAAGUUUGGACUUUUCAUUACCGUUACACUCAACAGAUGAACCCACCAAUAGUAUCAUGCUUGUGAGUUCUUCCCAGGACAAAGUCAUUCGAAUCUGGAAGCUUGUGUUAGUAGGUGAUGUUGGCUCAUGGCAAAGAGAGAUCACUCUGGCUUCUUACAUUGAAGGUCCUGUUUUUGAUUCAGGGAGGUUCACGUAUCAGGUUUCAGUGGAAUCUGUUCUUAUUGGACAUGAAGAUUGGGUCUAUUCCGUGGAGUGGCAACCUCCAGUGGACUGCCACCAACCAUUGAGCAUUUUAUCGGCUUCAAUGGACAAGACGAUGAUGAUUUGGCGACCUGAGAAGAAAACGGGUGUGUGGGUGAACGUUGUGUGUGUAGGAGAGCUUAGUCACUGUGCUCUUGGCUUCUACGGUGGCCACUGGAGCCCGGAUGGUGUGUCGAUCCUGGCUCAUGGGUAUGGUGGAUCUUUUCAUCUCUGGAGAAAUGUUAGUAGCAGCAAAGAGUUUGAAAACUGGCAGAUGCAGAAAGUCCCUUCAGGUCAUUUUGCUGCUGUGACUGACAUCACGUGGGCUAGAACCGGCGAGUACUUGCUAUCCGUGAGCCACGAUCAGACCACUCGGGUGUUCUCAUCAUGGAAGAGCGAUGAGGAGAAUGAGCAUUGGCAUGAACUGGCUCGUCCUCAGGUUCAUGGUCAUGACAUUAACUGUGUGGCUAUAGUUCAAGGUAAAGGCAACCACCGUUUUGUAAGUGGAGCAGAGGAGAAAGUUGUGAGAGUUUUCGAGGCUCCUCUGUCUUUCUUAAAGACACUGAAACACACUUGUGCCGGAGGAGAAGGAAGCUUCCCUGAGGAUUUACAAGCAGAUGUGCAGGUCCUUGGCGCAAAUAUGUCUGCUCUUGGUUUAUCUCAGAAACCUAUCUACUUACACUCUUCUAGUGAACCGUUGGAGAGAAAUGGAGGAGGAGAAGGUUUGGAGACAUUUGAAACGGUUCCAGAGGCUGCUCCAGUGGAGUUGAAGGAGCCUCCAAUCGAAGACCAGCUUGCGUUUCAUACUUUAUGGCCUGAAUCUCAUAAACUCUAUGGUCAUGGUAAUGAACUCUUUUCUCUCUGCUGCGACCACAACGGAACCCUUGUUGCUUCAUCCUGUAAGGCUCAGUCUGCUGCCAUGGCGGAGAUAUGGCUAUGGGAAGUUGGGACAUGGAAAGCUGUUGGUCGUUUGCAAUCCCACAGCUUGACAGUGACACACUUGGAGUUCUCUUAUGACGACACUCUGCUCUUGUCCGUCUCCAGAGAUCGUCACUUCUCAGUGUUCUCUAUCCAAAGAACAGAUGAUGGAGAUGUUAGUCACAAACUCAUGGCAAAGGUCGAAGCACACAAGAGGAUCAUCUGGGCAUGUUCAUGGAACCCAUAUGGCCAUCAGUUCGCAACUUCAUCAAGAGACAAGACUGUGAAGAUCUGGUCCAUCGAGAAAGACGCUCACGUCAAACAGGUUCUUGCCUUGCCUCAGUUCGGGAGCAGUGUCACAGCCGUGGCUUGGACGGGACUAGACCAGAAGGAGAAGAGCGGGUGCAUAGCUGUUGGGAUGGAGAGUGGGCUGAUUGAGCUGUGGAACAUAAAGAUUAAAGAAACAGAGGAAGAAGGUACAACGGCAACAGCAGCUCUUGCUCUGAGGCUUGAACCGUUAAUGUGUCAUGUCUCGGCCGUGAACCGGUUAGCAUGGAGACCAACCGAGAGUAACCAGAGUUUGCUGAGGUUAACUUCUUGUGGGGAUGAUAAUUGUGUGAGAGUUUUUGACUUCAAGUUCUGAGCAACACAGAACAGCUUGUACUGUUUAAGAUCAUGGCUAAAACUCUCUUUCCCUAUACUGUUAUUGUACUGUUUAAGAUCAUGACUUCAAGUUCCGGUUGAUAAAAAACAAUCAACUCUUAGUAAUUGCAGAGAAUGAUAUCAUGCUGUAAUGUUAAGAAAGAAUGUGAGUUAAUAGGUUUUGAUAUCAUGCUACUUGAUGUAAUUUUCCUGUAAUUUUAAUACUCAUUCUUUCCCA
Molecule: messenger RNA, 2851 nt
Organism: Brassica napus (rape)
Lineage: Eukaryota; Viridiplantae; Streptophyta; Magnoliopsida; Brassicales; Brassicaceae
Product: elongator complex protein 2
Exons: 8
Coding region: 137-2614 (825 amino acids)
Biological process (GO): tRNA wobble uridine modification
Cellular component (GO): elongator holoenzyme complex
Molecular function (GO): protein binding
Source: RefSeq, a predicted model, not a curated record